GUCUUUGAGAUCAAUUUAAUGAAUCCUCAGCAGAAUAAGACUCCAGACAAAUCGAACGUCUCUCAAGACCCUGAUGAGCUGGUAGAUGAGUUUGAUGAGAAGAUGGGUCUCUACGAAGAGCAAGACCAUCUUGAUGAGAAAGAUGGACUCCGCCAAGAGACCCACGAAGAACUCGAGGAACUCUUGUCUGACAUCCCACCCACAACAGCAAGUCAUGGCACACCCGUCAAUGACGAACACCACACCACUCCAACAGACUCCACUCAGGAACAAUCAGCAUCUGGCAAUGCCACUGGCCAUGAUGCAGAAAUCCGACAAAUAUUUACACAAUUUGAAGCAUCAGAAGAAACAUCUACCCCAGAAACUCCAACUUCAACAGACUCUAAUGGAAGAAGACCCUCAAUGGCAGAGAUACAGCGCGCAGCAGAUAAUACUAAAGGCAGAGAACGCCAAGAGAUUGCCUUUGACUUUAAUAAGUUCCUUGAACAAAUGAAACGUCGUAGUGCCCACCCAAUCACACGAUAUUUCAAAAGUUUUCUACAGAGAUUUGGACAAAAGUCAUGGACUGUCGCUGAGCAGGCAACAAUCAUCCAAGACUUUUUGAGUUUUAUUUAUGGUAAGAUGCGUGAGUGCGAUGUAUGGAAAGACUUGUCCGAUCGAGAAUUUGAGAAUGCAGAGGAAGGCAUGGAGAAAUUAGUGAUGAACCGUCUGCAUAACGCAACAUUUUCACCAAGUACAACUGAUGAUAAGGAGCGAGACGAAAUAUUGCAUCAGAAGAUGAGUAUCUUUAGAUGGAUUCGUGAAGAGCAUUUGGAUAUCCCUGUCACUGAGAACAACGCAUCAUUCAUGACAUUUGCAGAGACGGAGCUAUUGAAGAUCAACAACUACAAAGCUCCAAGGGACAAACUGAUUUGUAUUCUUAAUUGUUGCAAGGUUAUCUUUGGCCUUAUUAAGCAUGUAGAAGGGGAUGCGGGUGCAGACAAAUUUCUUCCAAUCUUAAUAUUUGUCGUCAUUCAUGCCAACCCACCACGCCUGGUAUCCAAUGUCCAUCCUGAACAUCUUCAAUCCGAGGCUGGUUAUUAUUUGACCAACUUGAUGGGGGCUAUUACUUUUAUCGAGACAAUGGAAGCAAAGUCUCUUUCGAUCACAAAGGAGGAAUUUGAGACAAACAUUGAGCGGACAAUGAACGAACUUCAACAAGAGCGUCCUUCAAUCGCCCACGAUAAGCAAAAGAUUAGCUACGAUAAUGCAGUCCACCCUUCACGAUCUCCUCAAGUACAGCCGCAACCACUAAUUGAUCCUAUAAAGGCAGCUCAAUUCUUGGAAAGAAGCACAAACUUUGCACAAAAGACAAUGCAAAAGCCAUUAAACUUUGUGGGUAAAAUAUUCCAAGGGUUGGGCGAUAGUUCUGCCGGAAGUAGCCGACCAGAGAGUCCCGAAGAUGACGAAGAAGCGCGUCAAAGAGAGCGAUCUCAGGUUUAUUAUCAGCAACAAAGGCAGCUACCCCCAUUACCUCACCAACAACAGCAACAGGAGCAAGAACAACAGUAUAUCCAGCAACAGCAAUAUAUUCAGCAACAGCAGCAACAAAGAUACGGCGGUGGUCAAUGGGAUACAAAUCAGGAUCCUAAUGUAAUUUAUUACCAACAUCAACAACAACAACAGCAACAACAAUAUCAACCGCAACAUUAUGGCACUUAUCCACCACAGGGUCAUUAUGCACAGCCGAUUGUCCCUGGACUAAAUACCGAACCUGAGACAGUGGCGCCAAGAACGGUACCUUUACCUGACUUACACCAGGAGGCACGUCAGCUUUUCGACGACAAUUUGAAGCAGAUUCUUUCGAUAUUCCCUAAUGUAGAGCCUGAUGUGUGUUUUAUGAUUCUUCAAGCAAAUGAUGGCCGAGUCUCACAAACGGUUGACACUCUUUUGGAAAUUGCUGAUCCCGAGGUAACCAAACCUUCUAUUGCUCCAACCGCCUCUCCAUCCCCUACCUCAUUACCUCCAGCUGAAGCUCCAGCUCCGGCUCCAGCUCUAGUUCCAUCUCCAGCUCCAACUGCUGGUGAUGAUAUUACGGAGAAUGAUCUUAUUAGGAUGUAAAAGAUAAUAAUAAAAAUAAUAAUAACAAUAAUAAUAAUAACAAUAAUAAAAUAAAAAUAAAAACU
Phycomyces blakesleeanus NRRL 1555(-) is the source of this 2165-nucleotide messenger RNA. RefSeq lists its product as hypothetical. Gene Ontology annotation, molecular function: small GTPase binding; ubiquitin binding; guanyl-nucleotide exchange factor activity. The record is from RefSeq and is a predicted model, not a curated record. Gene Ontology annotation, cellular component: cytosol; endocytic vesicle. The transcript has 12 exons. Gene Ontology annotation, biological process: vesicle-mediated transport. NCBI's taxonomy places the organism in Eukaryota, Fungi, Mucoromycota, Mucoromycetes, Mucorales, Phycomycetaceae. The coding region runs from base 19 to 2100 and encodes 693 amino acids.